AUGAAAAUUCCAUUUUUUCGAUCUUCUCGAGAGGAAUCAUUCAACGAAGAUGUCCUCUCAUCGUAUAAAUCGUCAUCCUCUCUGAAAGACAGAAAUGAGACAUCACCUUCUCGAAAAAGUUUAAAACAUUCUCAAUCUGCAGGUUCUUUAUCCUCAAAUCUCUCAAUGAAUGAGAACUCAGAUCCAUUAUCGACAUCAUUUUCAUCAGCGAGUUCACCCACAACAACAAGAACCACUCGAAGAAUGAGUCAAAGAAUUCAAUCAUUUUCGCCAAGACAUUCCAUGAGACUACUUGUCAAUGCAUUCGCUGCAUUGAAUCAUAGUCAAGAUUUCUCAGAGGAGUGCUCAUCGAACGUUGUGUUGGCACCUAGAAAUGUUGUUAUUGAUUUUUCGGAUGAGAAUGAAACUUUGGAAUUUUUCAAAAAGUGUGAAAAUAAGGAAUAUACAAUGGUGACAUCGUUAGAGAUGAGAAAUGUGUGUUAUUUAAUGCAGAGGGUCAAUGAAUUUUAUGGAGCAAGAACCAAGAUGAGUAAAAGUGCGGAAAAGAUUAGUAAAUUGAAGAAGUUGAGAAAGGAGAGUAUGUCUGUUGGGAAUUUGGAUAUUGAUUCUUCUCCCAAAAAGAAAUUGAUUCCAGAACAAUCGUUUUUGGACCAUUUUCCAAGUCUAGAAAAGCUGGUGUGCACUGAUAUUGAAAAAGGAGAAGUGAACAUGACCUCUUAUGCAGAUAUUUGUGAAUACAUCACAAGCGGAACCUCACUACCACAUUUAACAACCAUUGAUUUUAUCUCGUCGCGAAGGUCAGUGAGUGCUGUCGGCUGUCAACACCUUGCCAAUGGAAAAAUAUCAAACCUUAAAACCUUAAACCUCAGUUUAGGUUCCGGUUGUGAUGAAGUUACUAACAAGAUUGAUACUGAAGGAUGCACAUUUAUAGCGAGUGGAAACCUUUCUCAACUCACUCAGUUAAAUUUGAGUGGAAAUCCAAUUCAAGGAACUGGUUGUAAAUAUUUAGCAAAUGGUAAUUUGAGGAAUUUAACGAACUUGGAAUUGAAAUCUUGCAGAGUGGACACGAAUGGUUGUUUGUUUCUAGUGAAUGGAAACUUACCAAACUUGUCACAUUUAGAUGUGUCCUAUAAUUUGUUUGUUGGGGAGGGAGCCAAAUAUUUUGGAACAAGUAAGGCACUCUCCAAUUUAGUUUCUCUCAAUCUAGCUGUGUGUGACAUUUCCAGCGAAGUUUGUUCUGCCUUGGCAAGCGGCAAUUUAACGAGCCUGACCUAUUUAAAUGUAUCCUUUAACACCAUUCAAAACGAAGGAUGUAGAAUGCUAACUCAAAGUUCCAACUCGUUUCCCAAUUUGAAAGAGCUAAGAGCAACCAACUGUCAAAUUGAAGCUGAUGGAUUAUGGCAUCUAACGAAUGGCAAUUUACCUAAACUAGAGAAACUCGAUUUAAAGUCCAACAAAAUUCAAGAUGAAGGUUGUUCCAAUUUAUCGAGCAGGAACCUUCCAAAUUUAACGCAUUUGAAUCUAACCUCCAACAUGUUGGGUCCUCUUUCGUGUAAAUACAUUGCCUCCAUGCACAACCUAACUCGUUUAUAUCUAGCUAGAAAUGCCGUUGGAACCUCAGGUUGUCGAUACUUGAGUAAGGGAUCGAUUACUCGAUCACUGGAAUAUUUGGAUUUGGAGGCAAACGAUAUUCGAUGUGGAGGAUGUCAUUAUCUUGCUCAUGGAACUUUUGACAAUCUCAACAUUUUAAUACUACUUGAUAACAAAAUCGAGAAUGAUGGAUUUAGACUGAUCAGUGAAUCGAAAUAUCUUACCAAGUUGGUAGAAUUGCAUGUCAUUGGGAAUGAUGAAAAGAGGUCACCUAGAUCUCCAAGAUCUCCUCGAAGUGCUGCUUCACAAUUCGCUAAAAACAAUAUUGAUUUUAUGGAACUGCUUACUGCCAGCAAUGAACGUAAUAUUCAAAUCUAUUAA
This is a messenger RNA of Naegleria lovaniensis, 1971 nucleotides long. RefSeq lists its product as uncharacterized. NCBI's taxonomy places the organism in Eukaryota, Heterolobosea, Eutetramitea, Acrasida, Naegleriidae. Bases 1 to 1971 code for a protein of 656 amino acids. The record is from RefSeq and is a predicted model, not a curated record. Gene Ontology annotation, molecular function: protein binding. The transcript has a single exon.